AUGCGUGCGCACCUGCCCGAGCAGCCCGGAGGCGGCAGGGGGACAGCGGGGCCGGGCAGCGUUGGGCAGCCCGCAGGCAGAGAUGCUCGCUGUGCCUGCGGCUGGCAUCAACGUCAGCACCAGCCGGGACGCUCUGGCAGCCCCCAGGAGUAUCCCUGCGGGGCUACGAGCCGGAGCAGGAACAAGUUUGUCGCUCUGCGGGACGCCGUGCGGAGGAGCCCUCGGAAAUCCCCGGGCAGGCAGCGGUGCAGCGCGGGGGAGUGGUGCUCAGAGGGCGGCUGGGCCACCCCGCUGCAGGUCAACGGAACAGAAAUUGAAUAUGAAUUUGAAGAAAUUACAUUGGAAAGGGGGAAUUCUGGCCUGGGAUUCAGUAUUGCUGGAGGAACAGAUAACCCACACAUUGGGGAUGAUCCUGGGAUAUUCAUUACUAAGAUUAUACCAGGAGGAGCUGCAGCAGAGGAUGGAAGACUCAGGGUCAACGACUGCAUCUUGCGAGUGAAUGAGGUGGACGUGUCAGAAGUCUCGCACAGCAAAGCCGUGGAGGCCCUAAAAGAGGCUGGCUCCAUAGUUCGAUUGUAUGUUCGUCGAAGGAGACCUAUUCUGGAGACCGUGGUAGAGAUCAAGUUGUUCAAAGGCCCUAAAGGUCUGGGUUUCAGUAUUGCAGGAGGAGUGGGAAACCAACAUAUUCCUGGGGACAACAGCAUUUAUGUCACUAAGAUUAUUGAAGGAGGAGCUGCACAAAAAGAUGGGAGGUUACAGGUUGGAGAUAGACUUCUUAUGGUAAACAAUUAUAGUUUAGAAGAAGUUACCCAUGAAGAGGCAGUAGCGAUACUGAAGAACACAUCAGAUGUAGUUUAUCUAAAAGUUGGAAAGCCCACCACCAUUUACAUGACUGAUCCUUAUGGCCCACCAGACAUUACUCACUCUUAUUCUCCACCAAUGGAAAAUCAUAUACUCUCUUCUGGAAACAACGGCACUUUAGAGUACAAGGCGUCUCUGGCCCCUAUCUCACCUGGAAGAUACUCACCCAUUCCAAAGCACAUGCUUGUGGAGGAUGACUACACCAGGUCAGAUGCUUUUCUUUUUUUUGUUUGGUUUCAUGGCAAUUAAAAUGAACAUAGGUAAAACACUUAGUGCAUCUCUGAUGGCAUAUAACAUGUAGCUGUUUUCACUCAUGUUCAAGAUGAAUUAAAACUGCUACAGUUACAGAGAAACUAAGGGGAAGAUCUCAUAAAUGCAUGACCUGAAGUUCAUGUUUCCUUGGUGCAGUCCUGCACUUGUUCCUAAACAACAUGGCAACAUUAGAGCAGUGUUGGCACUGAGAAGAGCACUCUGGUUCUUCAGAAUUAACUGUGAUAGUUCCUUACUGGUGCAGCUGGGAGAUCUUGGGACUGGUGACUCAGCUGGCUCACUGCAGGUAUGGGUGGAGUGAUGGUACAUGUGUUUGUACCUGUCUGUGAGAGUACUCUCUGAACAGCCCGCUUGUUUAGUUCUCUGAAAGCAAGCUGAAAUACUCUAUAAUUGCUC
Molecule: messenger RNA, 1527 nt
Organism: Phasianus colchicus (ring-necked pheasant)
Lineage: Eukaryota; Metazoa; Chordata; Aves; Galliformes; Phasianidae
Source: RefSeq, a predicted model, not a curated record